Messenger RNA from Nymphaea colorata (pocket water lily), 3132 nucleotides. RefSeq names its product heat shock 70 kDa protein 14-like. Gene Ontology annotation, cellular component: cytosol; nucleus. Bases 243 to 2795 code for a protein of 850 amino acids. Gene Ontology annotation, biological process: protein folding. Lineage: Eukaryota; Viridiplantae; Streptophyta; Magnoliopsida; Nymphaeales; Nymphaeaceae. The record is from RefSeq and is a predicted model, not a curated record. The transcript has 10 exons. Gene Ontology annotation, molecular function: ATP binding; ATP-dependent protein folding chaperone.
UUCUCUUUCCGGUCUUUCCUUUUUAAGGCGUUUUCUCUCUCCAGAAUAGAGGGUUCUAGAAGCCAGCUUCCCCUUCAUUUCAUCAACCCCCCGCCCCCCUCCCCCUCUCGCUUUCUCUCUCUCGAGGAUUCGCCAGCGACGGACUCUGCCGCGAAGACACUAUAGUUCUGGAAAUUGGAAACUCCUUGAUCAAAUAUAUAACGGCCUUCUCUUUAUCCUGCUGUGUUUGAUUUGUGGUAAAAAUGAGUGUUGUUGGUUUUGACCUUGGAAAUGAGAGUUGUAUUGUUGCUGUGGCACGGCAGCGUGGGAUUGAUGUUGUACUCAAUGAUGAAUCUAAAAGAGAGACGCCUGCUGUCAUCUCAUUUGGUGAGAAGCAGAGGUUCAUUGGUACAGCAGGAGCUGCUUCUUCAACGAUGAACCCCAAAAACUCUGUUAGCCAGAUCAAGCGUCUUAUAGGUCGGAAGUUUUCUGACCCUGAACUCCAGCGUGACAUGAAGGCUUUCCCUUUCAAUAUGACAGAAGGUCCUGAUGGUUUCCCACUUGUACAUGUACGCUACCUUGGAGAAAAUAAGACUUUUACACCUAUCCAACUUCUUGCAAUGGUCCUUUCAAACCUUAAGGGAAUUGCACAGAAUAAUCUCAAUGCAGCUGUUGUUGAUUGUUGCAUCGGGAUUCCAGUCUAUUUUACUGACUUGCAGCGUAGAGCAGUUCUUGAUGCUGCUACAGUUGCUGGCCUGCACCCUCUGCGGCUUAUCCAUGAAACAACUGCGACAGCCUUAGCAUAUGGAAUUUACAAGACAGAUUUGCCUGAAUCUGACCAAGUGAAUGUUGCAUUUGUUGAUAUUGGGCAUGCAAGCAUGCAGGUCUGUAUUGCUGGAUUUAAAAAGGGCCAGCUAAAAAUUCUUGCCCAUUCUUUUGAUCGGUCACUAGGUGGACGUGAUUUUGAUGAAGUUUUGUUUCAACAUUUUGCAUCAAAAUUUAAAGAUGAGUAUAAGAUUGAUGUCUUCUCAAAUGUACGAGCUUGUAUGCGGCUCCGGAUAGCAUGCGAGAAGCUGAAAAAAAUGUUAAGUGCCAAUGCAGAGGCACCAUUGGGCAUAGAAUGCUUGAUGGAUGAGAAGGAUGUCAGGGGAUUCAUGAAGAGGGAUGAGUUUGAGCAGAUAAGCAUUCCAAUUCUUGAGAGGGUGAAGGGUCCCUUAGAGAGAGCUGUACAUGAUGCUGGGCUCACAGUUGAAAACAUUCAUUCUGUUGAAGUUGUUGGUUCAGGUUCACGAGUACCUGCUAUUAUCCGAAUUCUGACCGAGUUUUUUGGGAAGGAGCCUCGGAGGACAAUGAAUGCUAGUGAGUGUGUUGCGCGUGGGUGUGCUCUUCAAUGUGCCAUGCUCAGCCCUACUUUUAAAGUGAGAGAGUUUCAGGUGAAUGAGAGCUUCCCAUUUUCCAUUGCUUUGUCUUGGAAAGGUGCUGCACCUGAUUCGGAAAAUGGUGCCAUCGAGCAACAGCAAUCAACAGUUGUCUUCCCGAAGGGAAAUCCUAUUCCCAGCGUGAAGGCAUUGACGUUUUAUAGGCAUAGCACAUUUGAUGUAGAUGUUGUUUAUGCUGAUGUUAGUGAGGUUCAGUCACCAGCAAAGAUCAGCACUUACACGAUUGGUCCUUUCCAAUCUGCCAAAGGAGAACGUGCCAAGUUAAAACUGAAAGUUCGUCUGAAUUUGCAUGGGAUAGCAUCUGUUGAGUCAGCAACUAUGUUGGAAGAAGAAGAAGUGGAGGUGCCUGUGUCACCUGUGAAAGAACCUCCUAAGGAAAUGAAAGAACCUUCUAAGAUGGAGAUGGAUGAAACUCCGAGCGAUGCUGCCCCUGCUGCUGGUGGUGAUAGUGAUGUGAGUAUGCAGGAUGCAAAAGCCUGCAGUGAUGCUUCUGCUGCAGAUGUUGAUAAUGGUGCACCAGAGACUGAAAAACCUGUGCAGAUGGAAACAGAUGCGAAGGUUGAAACAGUUAAAAAGAAAGUUAAGAAGACUAAUGUCCCUGUGUCGGAGGUGGUUUACGGUGCAUUGGCAGCAGUAGAUGUGCAGAAGGCUGUGGAAAAGGAAUUUGAAAUGGCUCUGCAAGAUAGGGUAAUGGAGGAGACUAAAGAGAAGAAGAAUGCAGUGGAGGCAUAUGUGUAUGAUAUGAGAAAUAAGCUUCAUGAUAAGUAUCAAGAAUUUGUAACUGAUUCGGAAAGGGAAGAAUUCUCUGUGAAGCUUCAGGAGGUGGAAGAUUGGUUGUACGAGGAUGGAGAGGAUGAAACAAAAGGUGUUUAUAUUGCUAAACUGGAGGAACUGAAAAAGCAAGGUGACCCCAUCGAGGAACGUCAUAAGGAGAGUAUGGAGCGAGGGCCUAUUAUUGACCAGCUUGUUUAUUGCGUCAAUAGCUACCGUGAAGCUGCACUUUCAAAAGAUCCCAAGUUCGACCAUAUAGACAUCAAUGAUAAGCAGAAGGUUAUCACCGAAUGCAGUGAGGCAGAAACGUGGUUGAAAGGGAAAAAAGAGCAGCAGGAUGCUUUACCAAAGUAUGCCCCUCCUGUACUUUUGUCUGCUGAUGUAAAAAGAAAGGCUGAGACGUUGGACAGAUUCUGUAGGCCGAUUAUGACGAAGCCUAAGCCAGCACCUCCUAAGCCUCAUACUCCUGAGACUCCGCCACCACCACCGCAACCUGAACAGCCGCAGCAGCAGCCUACUGCGUCUUCUGAGACCCAACGGCCAGAGGGAGAAGGGCAGGCGCCACCAGAGCCCAUGGAGACAGACAAGGCGGACAACCCUCAGUAAUUUGGUCUUCUUUCGGGGGUUCGGAUGGAGGAGUGUGUCUACGUGAUAUGAAAUGUCUCCGGCUGUUUGUUUCAUCGUGACAACUCUUUAGCUCUUCUCUUUCUUGUUCUGUAAUUUUCUUGCUUUCAAUAUGUCAAAUUAGGGCUUGUGUCCUGUCUGUCCCACUCCUUUUUAGUGGUUUCCUUACUGUUGAAGGCUAUAAGUUCCAGUUUUGAAGAUUAAAAGAGGAAGUACGGAAAAAGUAUAUAUCACAAGAAAACGAUUAGGUGGCAUCUCCCGUGUUUGGUGCCCCCUCCUGUUCUUAUUUGAAUGAUUUUGGUGAAAGAUUUUUGUAGAA